Molecule: messenger RNA, 1339 nt
Organism: Engraulis encrasicolus (European anchovy)
Lineage: Eukaryota; Metazoa; Chordata; Actinopteri; Clupeiformes; Engraulidae
Product: class I histocompatibility antigen, F10 alpha chain-like
Exons: 7
Coding region: 1-1197 (398 amino acids)
Biological process (GO): immune response
Cellular component (GO): external side of plasma membrane
Source: RefSeq, a predicted model, not a curated record
AUGCCGAUCUGGCCCCCUGUGCCCAUUGGGCCCGGGUGCGGAGCCCCGUUGGUCAUGUACGGUUGCCCCUGGGGGACAGAGACAGACACCAGUGGGACACCAUCAGUCAAGACUCAAGACAAUAACCCAUUAAAUUACCUUUUCAUUUUUCUCUUCAAAGCUGAUGUGGAGCCAGAAAGGCAUUCCCUGUACUAUGUGUACAUAGCCCUGUCACAGCAAAUCCCUGCUCCUGGCAUCUUUGAGUUCACUGCCAUGGGACUGCUAGACGACAGGAAGAUUGACUACUACAACAGCAUGGACAAGGUCAAGAUUCCUCAACAGGAUUGGAUGAGAGAAAAGAUUCCCGCAGACUACUGGGAGAGGGGUACCCAGAAACGCAAGAGUAAAGAGGAGUGGUUUAAAGUCAAUAUCAACACUGUGAUGGAACGGAUGAGGCACAACACAAGUGAUAUCCAUUCCCUGAUGUGGAGACAUGGCUGUGAGGCUGUCAGAACGGCAGACGGUUCUCUACAGUUUGUCAAGGGUGUUGAUGAAUACAGCUACGAUGGCAUCGAUUUCCUCUCCUUUGAUGAUGAUUCGCUGCAGUGGGUGGCACCAGUCCCUGAGGCUUUUCUAACGAAACAUAACUGGGAAGGAGUGCCAUUCCUGCACCUGCACACCAAGAGCUACCUGGAGAAGGAGUGUGUGGAGUGGCUGGACAAGUUCCGAACAUAUGGAGACAGUGAACUUACAGAAAACCAAAAACAUUAUCCCCCACAGAUUCAUCUUUUUGCCAGAAACGGGAGACCUCAUGGUAGAUACCUGUUGACAUGCCUGGCCACAGGCUUCUACCCGAAGGACAUCAAGAUCAGCAUCCUGAAGAAUGAUUGGCCUGAGAAGGAUGGCCACCCAAGCGAUGUCUUGCCUAACGGAGAUGGAACCCACCAGAUCAGAGUGACCAUCAUAGCGGAGAAAGACGAAAUAAACAUGUAUAGAUGUAAAAUAGAACACAGGACCCUGGACAAACCCAUUAUAGUUGGAGAAGUUUUGAUUGAAGAACCCUCAAUGAUUAUAGGGAUCGUUGGUGGAGUGUUGCUACUCAUUACUGGUGUUGUGGUCAUCAUUGGCAGAAACAGAGGAUGGUUCACAAUGGAUCAAGAUACAGAGGAGGAUGUGGAGUCUGUGGACCAAGACCAAGACAAACCCGUAAGCAGCUAAGCAACAGAGAUGCAUAGAGGGAGGCGACCUACGUGGGAGCAGCAACAAUCCUUUCUCCAGGAGCAGGAGCGCAGGCAGACGGACCUCCUUCGUCAACUGGCAAGGGAGUCUGCUGACCACCAGGAGCAGUUGGUUGGAGCCA